UUUCGUUAUAACAUUCGCUUUAUUAAUUAAAAAAUCAUAAUUAAAUAUUUAUAUUUGUGCAGAAUUGCAACAAUAUGAAUCCUCAAAGUAAAUCAACGUCAUUAUCCGCAGAUCUUAAUAAUUUUAUUUAUGGCGUUUCCAAAAGAACUUCCCAAAAUGCGCCUGAACUCACCAAGAUCGGUUUAACAUUAUUGAAAAACUUCCCGGCAUCUAGGGAUGCUGUUCUAGAAUAUUUUGCAAUGGUAUUUCAUGAUGCAGUGAAUGCUUCAAUCAACCAAAUCGAAUAUGCGGCUGAUAUUAGUACAAACAGUUCACUGGAGUGUGUGAAUAUGAUUGGAACGGAACUAGGCAAUCUUGGCCAGUCAUGGGCACCAUUUAUUGCACCCUGGUGUAUUAAUUUGAUUAUGGAUAUAGCCACAAAAAAGUCAAAUGUACCAAAUACAACAUUACAGAGUACAGAUCCUGUUAGAGUUCUUUUGGACAUCACCACACAAAAUUUAACUUUACUGAAUUCAGAAGAAAGAGCAAAAUGCAUUGACAUGAUGUUAGGUUCGUGGGCGUGUUCGUGGGCAGUGGGUUGGGUGGGACGUGCUGAGCCCGCACUAGUGGCGCCGCGAGCACUCGCACUCGGAGUGGAUGCGGCGCGCUCUGUACUUGCGCAUCUUGCCAAUCAUCCGCCCGCCCUUGCUCACAUACGGGCAGCACUUGUUGAUUUGUUCAAUGAUGCUAUCAAGGAAGACAGUAGACCGGAGAAAAAGCGCGACGUAAUACCUUAUUUGCUGAAUCUUGCAUCGAAGUCUGAUGUCGUGCUAAAAGCGCUGACACAAGACAUCGAAGAAACAUUGACGGACGAUGUGGUGGAGCGGGUGGCGCGCGCGAUCUGCGGCGCGGGCGUACGUCACGUGACGUGGGAGGCCGUGGGGCCCGCGCAGCUGGUCGCGCUGCUCACGCGCUCCCACGCGCGCUGCCUGCUGCUGCUGCUGCGGCACGCGCACGCCGACCGCAACUGUCGCCAGCUGCUAGAAUAUUUAUUACAGAAAUUGGAGUAUGACAGUUUAUUUCCUGAUAAGAGUAUCCCUCUGCUCAACAGUGUAGCGGAGGAAAUAGAUCUGAUCAGAGAAAAGUUACUUACCGGGAAUCAGUUGGAACAAUACUCUCUUGCCAGGAUACUCAUUUUAGUAUGCAACAAUCUGCCAUCGGAAUUCGUCAACACCAUCAGCUACUUCCUGCAGUAUUCCCGGAAUGACACAACCCUCGCGUUACUGGUCCGCAUCAUAUCUGGUACUAUCAAUAUGCAUAUACCAAACGAUUCGCCCGAUAUUAAUAUGGACACGGAGAGAUAUCAAAACCUUAUAAAAACUGGCGUGGAGUACGGCCUGAGGCAUGCGAUGAUAUCCGACACUGAAAUAAAAAGAAUUUUCAUAGAAGAUAAUGUACCCGAAGACCAAAAGACUUACUUGCAUCAUUAUUGUUUGAAUAUUAUCCAAUUGUUAAGGUGGGAGAACUCCGGUCGCGUGGCGGCGCUGCAGUCGCGGCGGGUGGCGCGCGCGGUGGAGGCCAGCCUGUACGGGGUGGGCGGCGCGCUGCAGCGGCUGUGCGGCGUGCUGCGCGCGCGCCCGCCCGCCACCUGCGCCGCGCUCCCGCACAUGCCCACCGCGCACGCGCUCGCACACGUAUUAGAUAAAGUUGACAUGUCAGGAACGAAAUCUCCACAACCAAGUGUGGAGGUAAUUUUGAAAGUAGUGCAAGCAACUGUUAAAUAUUUCUUCAGAUGUCUACAUGAGGAAGAUAUAAUGGACAAGCUGCGAGGUGUACAAACAGCAUGUCGACUGCUCCGCAAGCUGUGCCUGCACAGCAAGCUGGCGCGCGCGGUGGCGCUGCGCGAGCUGCUCGAGACGGCCAUGUUCCGGGAGGAGGACGCCUUCGGCAGCAGAAACACCACCACUAGCGGCGCUAGCACCAGCUCCAGAGAUUCUGGAGAGGAUCUACUCAUAUACCUCAAUCAGAAACACGGUCCAAUUACUCAGUUGACACAGAGUCACACGUCAGUUUUCCACGCGGGAAUCAUCGGGAAAGGUGUCCGUAAACAAAAUGGUAGCGACAAUGACAGGAUCCCGCCAAUAUUAAGUACGAACAACGAGCUAUUGAUGGGCGCUCUUAUGUCCUGCAUGGAUGGUAAUAGCGGCGUUGUAGAAGGCGCUACGUCGCUGUCACUGUUAUUAGUUGAGCUUGUAUCACCCGAUGUUAUGUACAACGGACUGCCGUGGCCAGAUGAAGAUUUUACUAAGCAAGUGAGCAUCGAGCGCGAGCUGUACAUGCGCGCCGUGCUGGAGGGCUGCGCCGUGUCGCGGGCCGCACUGCGCCGCGCCGCCGCCGCGCGGCCCGCACUCUGUCUCGCGUCCGCACUGCUGCGGGCCGCCGCCGCCACGCUGCUGCACCGCCUGCGGGCCCACCUCGCGGACCGCCACAGCCAGUCGUCGGAGCUGGCGCGCGAGAGGGCGGCCCUCUCGGAACUGCUCGCCACUAUGACGCUGGGCCAGUUGUUGCCGCAUCCACUCAGCCAUAUGCUGGAACUGGCGCCCGAGCUCACGGCUAGCGAGACUGUACAAGUGUUAAGGGAUUGUUUAUGGAACUACACCAGGGAUCAUGUGCCCUCACCAGCCCUGUUUACUUGUGAUUCCACAGGGCUCCAUUGGCGCGACCCAUCUACAUGCAAGCCGCCUGCUACUUACACAGAUACGUUACGACUGAUCAUACAAAAAAAAAUAUCAACACUGGGCCAUAUGUAUCCGAUAAUGUUUUUAAAUCUCGAAAAAGAUGUUCAAUAAAUUAUUUAUUCUUUAUGUUACAUGUAUUGUAAAUAAAAUAGUUAAGAGAAUAAA
Messenger RNA from Achroia grisella, 2882 nucleotides. RefSeq names its product integrator complex subunit 5 (gene omd). Lineage: Eukaryota; Metazoa; Arthropoda; Insecta; Lepidoptera; Pyralidae. The record is from RefSeq and is a predicted model, not a curated record. Gene Ontology annotation, biological process: snRNA 3'-end processing. Gene Ontology annotation, cellular component: integrator complex.